Molecule: messenger RNA, 3813 nt
Organism: Stylonychia lemnae
Lineage: Eukaryota; Ciliophora; Spirotrichea; Sporadotrichida; Oxytrichidae
Source: the annotation of a GenBank genome assembly
AUGAAAGCUAUUCUUGCCCAUUGGAGAUUCAUGAUUUUAUAGUAAGCAUUGAACAUUAAACUUUUUAGCAGUUGGUUUGCUUUGUAAGCUGACCAUAUUACUGCUUAAAGUUGCUUUCAAACUUUCCCAGUAAUAGCGGGAGGAUAACUUGGAAGCACAGUAUUUACUUGCAUGGAUGUUGACUUAUUCGGAAACGUAGCUGUAGGAGGUUAUAGUUCUGACCCAACACUUGUGAAUACUUUAAAUGUGCCGAAUCCUAUAGCUUAGUUUAUUCUCUAAGGGGGAGCGAUUAAAUGGUCAAUAUCUAUGAACACUAACUUUAACGAAGUUACUGCUAUCAAAUUUACACCAAAUACUGAAAAACUUAUACUUGCUCUCGACACUUAAUAAGGGUAAAACUUGGUAUUUGUUGUAUUGCAGUCUAUCAGUGGUGCUGUAAUUGACAAAUACUAAAUGUAAGGUAGUGGAUCAGUAGCUGCUGAUGGUAUCUAAUACUUCGAUGAUGGGAAUGUUUAUGCAGCAAUGUAGUAUCAAUAAAAAUGGACUUUUAUGAAGUUUUCAACGAUCACAUCCCCUCCUUCAAAUAGUAUAUUCUUUCUUUAGCACGGCAUCGUAUUUGCCUCUAUAAAUGUGAUUAACACUGAUGGUCGUCUCUUGUCAAGCUUUGGAUAUUUUCAAGGGUUCAAUCCUAAUGCAAUGUAUUCGUAUGAUAGAAUUAAAAUGGUCUAGAAAGGUUCAAAUUAUUACUUGUGGACUUGUGGAUCAAAAUCUGACUCAUCUUCAAUAAUUGUGAGUUUAGUAUUGCUUACCGAUUUGACAACAUUUAUUUUUCAAACAUUUCAGGCAAUAGCUUUGUCCUUCACAUCAUGCAUUUAAAUAGCACCAGUUGAUGAUACAAGAACAUACUACCUAUUUUAUAAAGCUGGCUCCAUAAUGAUUGGAUGGUUUAAGAUAAAUGAUAGUUAAAAUAGAAUAUAGUUCUAUCGAGUUUCAUAGUUAAAUUCCGAUACUAGAAACAAACUCUUUCAUGGAAUAUAGUAAUCAGGGUAGAAUUUCUACUAUGUUGGGCAAAUGUUUACGCUCAAUACUAAUCCUGCCAGAGAUUAUACAUCUGGGAACAGCUUGUCUGUUGGAUUGUUUUAGUUCACAGGUGCUACCACCUCAUCUUUAUUUUACACAAUAAUUGUGCAAAGUAAUUCUUAAACCACCUGGACAGUACUAACGGCAUCUGGAAGUUUUUUAUCAGACUUGGCUUUUAAUUAAGAAUCAUAAUUUGUCCCAUUAACAACAUACGAUAUUGUAGCAUAGAUAGACAACUAGCCCAGUUUAACGAUAUCAGCAGACUUAUCAAACCAGGUGUAUUUAAUUGGAUAAGCUACUUUGACUUAUACAUUUGAGAGCUUUAAAAUUACCUAACCGUGCUCUGAUAUAAGAAUAUAUCAUGAAAUUGAGGGUAAUGUUCCAAGCUUUAUCAAGGUAAAUAUGCAAGCGAAAACUUUUUCAAUUUACUCUAAUGAUGAAAAUGACGUAGGUGAUUACACCAUAUCUAUCAGAGCUACAAUUAACAAUGGGUAAUAUCUCAUUAGUGCAUUUAAAGUUUUGAUUAAAACAGCUUGCGAGAGUUCUUAAAUUUAUUAAUCAGAAAUUCAAUAAUAAACAUAUAUUGUGAAUGAAGAUGAAAUCAGCUAUUAAUUUGAUGCCUUCUAAUCUUCAAAUAAUAACUGCGAAAUUAAUUAUGAGAUGUUGAAUAAUAAUGGGAAUCCAAUUGAUAAAUUAUUAAUAAAGAGCUUCAGCUCUAGUUUAAGACUAAUUACAAUUUAUACAUAAGAUGAGGGAUUAGUUGGAACUCAUGUUUUCUUUGUAAGAGGGUAUUUUAAAAAUGCCCCUGAUGUAAAACAAGAUUCUUAGUUCACUAUUGAUAUCAAGUCGAAGUGCUUUGGCAAUAAGUUAUAUCCCUAAUAAAUAGGUGAUGUUGUCUAUGACUACAAUGAAAAUUAAUUAGUCACAAUAUCAGAAAUUUCCUGGGGUUAAAGAUACGCCGAAGAUUGUCCUCAACUUGUGUACUUAUUAUAUGAUGAGAUAAAUAAUAGCUUAGAUGAAGAAAUUUUCAUGUUGAAAGAUAAUAAGAGAAUUAAGAUGCAAACUUAAGAUAAUGAGAAGAGUGGAACUUACUAAUUGAAGUUAGUUGGCAAAUCAUUGCGAGAUUCAAUAGAAUAUUAGCAAGAAUCAGUAACUUUCAAAGUUUUAAUUAGAGAUGGUUGUCCGCUUGCUUCAGUAUAAACUUUCAAGCCUGAUGAUCAAAUUUAUAAUAUAGAUGAAAGUCCUUUAGUUUUUGCAUUCGAUUAAUGGAUACCUUCUACAUUAACCUGUGGAGAAGUUAGCUAUAAGCUCUCCAAUGCUGAUGAUAGUAAUCUGAUUGAUGCAUUUAUUAUGGAUUCUAAUGUGAGAUCAAUAACUGUUAAAACUAGUAAUCUUGAAUUAGCCAAUGUAUAUCAACUUAAGUUAACAGGAAAAUUGGGAGAGAGAGGACCAGAAAAAGUAGUGUUAUUUUAAAUUGAGUUCUUUUUUACGGAUUUCGAUAUCAAAAUUGAAAAUAAAUAACUAUGUGGGGGCUUUGCUUAUGAGGUUUCUGGAAUCUCAAAUUCUUAGCUAGAUGACUCUAUAACUUAUAAUUAAGAAUAAAAAUCCUUCUAAAUUAAAACAAGUGAUGAAACAAAAUCAAGUUUGACACCAUACUAUAUUAAAAUCAAAGGAUUUUAGAGCAAUUAUCCUCAGAAUUAUUUAAUCAUGGAUAUCUUAGUAAGGUAUCUCAUAGAUUGCUAAUACUAGGACGCUAAAGCUCCAGAAAAUUAUUUGCAAACAUAUACUGUGAUGGAUCCUAUUGCCCUCGUAAACUAUGGAUAAUUCAAACUAACUCUAUCUUCUUGUCAAUUAGUAUACAUCUGCACUGACUAAGAAACUAGCUCAAGCUGUGACUCUAAUAUAUUUAACUUUGAUUCAAAUAGUGGCUAGUUAAAAGUUUAUUCUGAAGAUAAUAACAAUGCCAGAUAGUAUAAUCUUUAAAUAUAGGGUAAAACAGCUACUUGCAAAAAUGUUUAGUAUGCCACCUCUUUGUAUUUAGAAGAUAAUACUGAAAUUCAAGAUCCAGAAAUUUUAAGUGCAGUUGUAGUUGAUCAAGAUAAUGGAAGGAUCACUGUUAAAUCUCAGAAUAUUAACCUUAUUAAUACAUCAGUUACGGUUGUGCUUAAAGCUGUUGAAGAAAGCGGAGUAGAAAUAACUUAGUAGUUUGAGCUUUAGUUUUAAGAGAAGACGACAACUACCACAACUACUACUACAGCUCCACCAUAAUACCUAUCUAAAUCCCCUAUGAAAAUAACUAUAAACUCUGAAUCCAAAAUAGACGCAUAAAAUUCACCUUAUGUUAUAUAAAUUGUAGGGUUGGUAAAGAAUCCAGAUGGAACCAAGAUUUAAACCACACUCUUCUUACCGCUAAAUAUCUAAUCUUAAAACCUAGGAGCUCCAUAUUUUCAAACAUCCCUUUCAGGUAUUUAUUAUUUUAAGAAUGCAAGCAGAUUUAUUACUGGCUAAUAUCCAAACUACAGACUUACUCCAAACUACAAUAAUUUGGGAGAGUUCUAGGUAUCCAUUGCAGUAACUGAUGAUAAUCUUAGUCCUCUGACAGCUAAUUACUACUUUAAAAUUGUUGUAACAAAAAUGAACUCUUCUUAGAAUAAAAAUGAAACAAAAGCCAAUCAGACUUAGAAUUAAAAUUUAAAAGUAUAAUUAUUUUUUAAUUAUUUUUCAGAUUACUGA